UUGCUUUCAGCUCAUUGUGUUUCAACCAAGACGUUCUUUAAGGUUACAACGUCGUGGUUUCUUGCGAUACUAGUUCCACUUAGCCUUUUGGUACCAAAGAUAACGGAUCCAUGUGAAGAUGAGGCUGAGCGCUCCGAUACUCCCAUGGUCACAGCUGAGAUGCUCACCAAAUUCAUCAAUUUCUCGUUUAGUCAAGGACGUCUAGGCUUGGGUCCGCAUCGAGAUUACUACUUAGACAGGGAAAAGUAUAGGGUUAAGAUUGCUGCUUAUAAAGAGCUACUUAUCAGAUUGGUUAAACUAAUCCACGACGACGCCAAUGUUUCUAUAAAAGAGGAACAAAUUGCAUACGAUGUGGAAGCGAUCAUUGACUUCGAAAGCAAACUGGCGAAAAUCGUAGUAGCUACUGAAGAUCUAAGCAAUUUCACUGAAAUGUACAAUCUGAGACGUCUUAGUGAUAUGCAAACACUCAUGCCUCUGGUUAACUGGACCAGUUACUUUUAUUCCGUCACUCCACCAUCCAUCCACAACUACCUAGCUGCAGAUCCACAAAUACUCAUUGCAGAAAUCGACUACAUGGGGAGGUGCCGUCAAUCUUGGAGUUUUCUUGAAGUUUGCAAAUCACAAUUCGAUUUCAGGCUCACCACUCUACUCAACUUCACAGAUCCUGUGACUAUCACAAACUACGUUUACACUCGCUAUACUCUCACCUGGGGUGGCGAACUUGGAGAGCAAUAUGAAGGAGUUGCCAAGGAGUUCCACUACCUCAUGUUCGGGCAAAGGGAAACAACUCCUUUGUGGAAAAGAUGUGUAGGUGGUGCUAUGGCGCGAAUGCAAUAUGCUUCCGGUGCAUUAUACGUUAGGAAAGCAUUUAAUGAGGAAACCAAAUAUGCGGCAAUGGAGAUGGUCGUCAAUCUGCAAGAGGCAUUCAACGACAUUCUGCUCGAGAACGACUGGCUUGGCAACACUACGAAAGCGGUCAGUGGAGAAUCUUUUCAGAAAAAAAGAGUAUUGAAAUCAACUCAAGCUGCGCUCGAUAAAGCAAGCCAGAUGCUGCUACAAAUCGGAUAUCCAGAUUUCAUCCUUGAUGACGAGAAGCUGGACAGAUACUACAGUGAGAUGCUGGAAAAGUUGAAUCGAUGGAAAAGUGACUUCGACUUUAAACGUCUCAUAAAGCCGGUCAAUAGGAAUGAAUUUGAUUUCAACCCUGCAAGCGUGAACGCCUUCUAUAAUCCGCACACAAAUUCUAUUAAGUUCCCAGCAGGCAUCCUUCAAGAGCCCUUUUUCCACGAAGCUUCUCCAAAAGCGCUGAACUAUGGAGGAAUUGGAGUGCGGGCGCAAUGCAUCAUUGACCAGUACAGCAAGAUAAAGGUUCCCGAAACUGGCCAAUAUCUGAAUGGCAAGCUAACACAAGGAGAAAAUAUUGCCGAUAACGGUGGAGUAAAGGUAGCAUUCAAGAAAUAUGGAGAAGAAAAACGCAUUAAAGGACUUGAACAGUUCAGUAACGAGCAAAUGUUCUUUAUCGGAUACGGCACGAUUUGGUGUGCUCAUGCAACGAGAGACUAUUCGUGGGCAAGCAUUCUAACUGAUUCACAUGCUCCUCAGAAAUAUCGUGUAAAUCGAGUGCUGGCUAAUCGACCAGAAUUCGCCGCUGCAUUUAACUGUGCUGUCGGCACACCAAUGAACCCGACGGAUCGGUGUGCCAUUUGGUAG
This is a messenger RNA of Angiostrongylus costaricensis, 1710 nucleotides long. The record is from the annotation of a GenBank genome assembly. NCBI's taxonomy places the organism in Eukaryota, Metazoa, Nematoda, Chromadorea, Rhabditida, Metastrongylidae.